AUGAAAGGACUUGUACUAUUAACGCUGCUUGUCGCAAGCACGGCCCUGUUGGCUGAGGGACAGAACAUUAACGUCUCGAUAACGGGCAACGCGGACGGUACGGUUACAGUCGCAACUGCUGACGGUUCGCAGAGCGUUACCAUAGCGGCCAACUCUCCGAACCUGCUUACGCAAUUAACUGCCAUUAUCAACACCAUCAUUGCCAAUGCCUCUACAACGACUGUCGCGCCAGCGGCUACUACUGCAACCGCAACGGCCACUGCUGCCACGACUGUAGCCACUACGGCUGCUACAACAGCAGCAACAACGGCCGCCACUACGGUUGCCACAACGGCAGCAACUACCGCAGCGCCGACGACUACCACAGCAGCUCCGACAACUACUGUCGCACCAGUUACCCGCUCGUGUGGCCAUGGUGUAGGUUUUGGUAUCGGCGGUGGAAUUGGCAUCGGUGGAUUCGGUUUGGGAGGUGGGCUAUUUGGAGGAGUCCGACCAGGCAUUGGAAUCGGAACGGGUGGCAACAUCCCAACGGGCGGACUCAUCCCGGGAGCGAUCAAUCUGGUAGGACGUGGCCUUAGCUCCGGAAUCAAUCUGGUCGGAAACGUGCUUGCGGCGAAGACCAAUUUCGAAGGACGUACACUCUACAACGGUGGUACCCUUGGUGGUGGCUUGGCACAGGCGGCUGGCAAUUUGGUCGGAGGUGCAGCAGCUGGUUUGGGCAAUGCAGUGGGCACCAUUCUCGGUGGAGUACCGCGCGUUGGAGGUUCUGCGACACUUAAUGCCGGUGCCGGUGUUGCCCUAAACACUGGAUUCCAGCGCCCGAUAGUGUAUGGUUAG
Molecule: messenger RNA, 837 nt
Organism: Anopheles marshallii
Lineage: Eukaryota; Metazoa; Arthropoda; Insecta; Diptera; Culicidae
Exons: 1
Coding region: 1-837 (278 amino acids)
Source: RefSeq, a predicted model, not a curated record